UGCAAAGAUCAGGGUAACAAAAACAUAACUGAAUUGUGUAGAACUGAAGCAGGGAGAGUUGACGUCAACGGGAGGAGCUUUGACGUGUCGGGUGCGGAGAGUCUGCGGGACUGGAUCCUCUCGGAAGCUGAUUUCUGCGGCGGUCGAUUGACGGGAGCGCGUGCAAGGCUGGCUUAAGAUUCUUUAGGGAUAUUUUCAAAGUGUUUGCCACUAUAGACUCUGAACUUUGCUGAGGGCCACUGCAAUGGAGAUUCUUGAACCAUUUCACCCGUUUUAAAACACUUUCUCUUGCCCCCAGGGUAAUCUUGCGCGGUGUUUAAAUGCUGCCUCGGAAAGUUCAGUGCCAUAACGAUUCUAUUUGCCGUGCGGCCACAGCCUCAGUGUGGAAAUCUCUACGUGGACAGAUUGGUAAGAUUUCUCGUGCGCACAAUCCGCGUUUUUCAGACGCCCGUGUCUUUGUGAAGCACUGAGGAUGGUAGGUAACGUUGAUAUUUAGCUUGUCCCUGGCAAUUAGCGCUAACAUCCAAUUCAUGAGUCUGCGAGGGAGACGCUGAGGAAGAGCCUCCGAUGACAUUGUGUCAGUACUGCUCGAUUUCAUAAUCCCGCCUUUUGUCUUCUACAUCCCAGCACCCAGAGCACAAGAGGACGGCUGCAGGUCAAAGAGCUUCUGUUACAGAAACUUACUCUAAGCCAAUUUAUGCGCUUGGUGCUAGGAAGGCAAUUUCCUUAUCAAGUCUGUUUUUUCUGCAAAUGCAAUGUUAAGUGUUUUCUCUGGUAGGGGGAGCUUCAUUUUAUUAAUCAAGAAAUUAAGGUACGUGCUUGCACUUCUUGUCCUAUCUGUCCUCCAGCAGGAGUGUACGGUAAGCAUCCAAAUAAAGAUCAGUGUUGGCAGCUGGCUGGCGUUUGCGGGUUUUGCUAACUCCCUGCGCUACCGUGUCCUGAGUGGUGCAGUGGAGUUUCCGAAGGAGGAUGUCCAGGGAGUGACGGACUCCUCCCGGCACUCGGACAAGCGGGCAGCUCCCGGGCGAGCGCUGCUGUGUUGUGUGUCCGUGUGCGCGUGUCUUCGCCGCAACGGUCCCGUUUCUGGGGGGUUCGGCGGGCUCUCCCCUGGGCUGGUUGCGGCUGCCGCAGCCGCGGUGCCGGCAGCAGAGCUGGGCUGUGCUCGCUGUGCUGCCCGUGGCUACCGCAGCGCGCUCCGGAAUCGCUCCGGAGCGAGUCCGCCGCGUGCAGGUGUGGAGAGGAAGGGGCUGCGAGCGGCCGUGGCCGCGCGGGAGGCGCGUGGCGUGUGGCCGUUGGAGCUGCGGUUCCGCAGGCAACGGGCACCCGGUUCCACAGGCGGUGCCGGCCCGGCGGCGGCUCCGGCAGGCGGUGGAGCGGCCAUGGCUGCGGCGGGGCCGGGGGGCCGGGACGCGGCUGCCAGCGUGCGGGGCCAGAAGACAAAGCUGAGCCGGCACGCCCGGGAGCUGCGCGCCGCCGCCGCCUUGCAAGAGCAAGGGAGGAAGAUUUUCACGCAGUCGUGCGAGGAAAAGCUCCGUCGGAACAGGGAGCGGCUCCCCCGCCUGCGCGAGGCCGUGCAGGAAGAUGCCCAGGCUCUGGACGCGGCCCGCAAGCACAAGCCCGUCCUGGACCCCGAGGUCCUCGGGGCGUACAACUUGCCCCCCGAUCUGGCCGGGCUGACGGUGGAGGAGGCCCGGGAGAAGCUCCGGGCCACAAUCUCCAAACAGGCGAACACGCUCAACAUGCUGGACUACCAGCUGAGGCAGCGCUGCCGAGCCCGGGACAAGCUGCAGCGGCAGCUGCAGCAGCGGCAGCGGCUGCUGAAGAAGGAGCUGGAUGAGACUAAGAAGCAAAAGCAGAUGAUUCGCCAGCUGGAGAACGAGCUUGACAAGAUGCGCGCCAAAGUCCGCGCUGCAGAGAAAGUGGGCGCCGUGUACGAGCGGGUGCAUGAUGCCCUGCAGGAGGAGGUGAACCAACUGACUAGAGAGGUGGCGCUCAUGUGCAGGACGUCAGAGCUGUACGAAGUGGAGGUGAAGGCCAUGGAGGCCAUGGCCGAGGAGGCCUGCAAAGCCGCUGCCAUAGCCCAGGAGGAGCUGGCCAAGAGGGAAGCCGAGUUCCUUGCGGAGCGCUCCCCGGACACCCAGAAGGUUCCCAUCGACAGGCCGUGGCUGAGGGAACUGAGCGAAAAGAAUGUGCCAGCGCCAGCAAAGUCCGAGUCCAGCAUGGACCUCUCGACCCAGCAGGACCCACUGGUGGCCACCGAACUGGAGGCCGCCGAGUCCCAGACAGACCACGAGGCCGAGAUAAGCGAGAAGAUGGAGGCGGCCAAGGCUGCAGUACAGUGCUCGCGCCUCUGGAACAUCCCCAGCAAGCUCCUGGCACAGGACUCAUCCUUGGAGGACCUGGAGAACGACAUCAAGGAGAAGGAAGAGGUGAAGGAGAAGCUGGAGAAAAAACUGAGGGAUCUGGAGCUCCAGAAGGCUUUGCUCAUGUUUCACCAGCCCUCCAACAAAACCAGGGUGCUGGAGGAGGAGCUGAGAGCGAAAAUGCAGGCACAACAGGACCGGCGGAACCAGUUGCGAGCUCAGAUGCUGAGGAACGAGGAGCUCCUCUUUGAAUUUGAAAGCAGAACCGACCACCUCCUCUUCCGUCUGCGUGGCAUCACCGUGCCCGGCCAGGAUGAUUCUCUCCUGUCCCAGGGGGUGGAGGGGAAGUUCCAGUACCUGGCCGAGAAGCUCCUGUACCUGCAAGAGCGGGCGGCCCACCUGCCCCCUGAACGCAGGAUCCUUGACGAGAGCAAUGAGACUUUCGUGCAGGCCAGGGAUUUCCUGGAGAAAAAAAAAUGUCCAGCGAUCCUCGGAAUGUGAUGGUAUCGUUUGAGCAAAGAGACAGCAGCGAUGACGAAUCCUCUGAAGACAGAGAUGACGAAGAUGGUGAAGCUGGCGAGCAUGUCCCCACCUGUGAAGACAUCAAGAGGGAGGGGCAGCUGCUGAUCGAAAGUAAGAAAGGAGCCAUGAAGAAGUAGCAGUCGCUCCAUGAGAGCUAUCGAUGCCCCAGACCACCCCUUGUUCUUUGGGUGCCCCCACUACCCCUUGUGUUCUGAAUGGCCCAGACCAUCCAUUUUGCUUUGCAUUCCCCUACCACCCCUUGUACCCUUUCUCCAGCGGGUUUAAUAAAGCAGAUUUUUUUCGUUCUUCCCAAA
Molecule: messenger RNA, 3199 nt
Organism: Columba livia (rock pigeon)
Lineage: Eukaryota; Metazoa; Chordata; Aves; Columbiformes; Columbidae
Product: coiled-coil domain-containing protein 183-like
Exons: 14
Coding region: 756-2864 (702 amino acids)
Source: RefSeq, a predicted model, not a curated record